Molecule: messenger RNA, 1856 nt
Organism: Linderina pennispora
Lineage: Eukaryota; Fungi; Kickxellomycota; Kickxellomycetes; Kickxellales; Kickxellaceae
Exons: 1
Coding region: 171-1382 (403 amino acids)
Source: RefSeq, a predicted model, not a curated record
ACCUCCACACAUCGAUAACUAAUGAUGGCCAUUUAUUGAAGUAGCGAAGAACAUCCUAAUCCAGGGUUCAGCAGAAUCUGACCUGGAUUCGAGCGAUUUCGAGUUCCUUUCGAACCUCAGAAGCAAAAAAAUCGCUGAACCGGAGAGAAAGCAAGCAGAAGUGCCAGCAGAUGACAGGGAGUCAAGCGACGAGGGCAUUGCUAUCUCAAAAUCAGACGGGGAUGCAAGUGGCUGUGCUAGCUCUGAGGUGUCGCAGGGCAUACGCCCUGUCGUGGCACCUGCAACAAUACAGCAGGGGCUCUGUGGCAAGUGCCUCCAAAUCCGCGACGACUUCCAGCCAGUCGCCAAGGCCGCCAGCCAGACAGCCACGGAUGGCCAGAUACAAGGAGCGCGAGAACGAGCCAUUGGAGGAGCCUGGAAUGGAGGUCCUGUUUGAGGUGUUGGCUGAGGAUCCGGAGAAGGGCGAUGUCGAGGACCUGCCAUGCCGCACGCUUGACGAUUUCGUGGUAUUCGACCAGAUGAACGGCAAUAUGGUGAUGUCGCUUGAGGACAUUGGCGAGGAAGGAACUGAUAUCACAAUCGCCGGAGACGUGGCAGCAUUGGCUGCUUCAGAGCUGGACGAUUCGAUCGAGGAGCCCGACGAUGACGACGAUGACGACGAAGACAAUGAGCUCACCAUGCACAGGAGGGCAGGCGGCCAGCCUCUGCGUCUGUCGGCAAUCAUGUACUAUGAAGUGCAUUUGACGCAGCGUGGUGAGUCAGAAAUCUGGGUGCGUACCUGCUUCGCCUGGUAUAAGCUUUUGAACCCGCACCCUGGAUAUGUUCAUAUGUACGCACCACUUUACAAGAUCGUGUAUAUUGCACACCAGGCAGUUCUGCGUGCUGCCGAGACGCCCGAUCUGACAAUCAGCAAGUUCUCCAAGGAGGUGAUGCAGGGCACUAGCGAUAUCCUGAGCCUGCUGCCGCCGGUUAGCAUGAACGAAUUCAACAAGAACCGUGACUUGAUCAUGGACGAAGUGCAUGUAUGCUGCGGGGCACUGGACCGCGAGCAUCUGCUGGAAACACCGUUUUUGCGGGCGCUGUGCAGGGAGCCGGUCAAGGGCAGGGCUCCGAAGCGUGCGCCUGCAGCAAACCGUGGACGCAGCACAGCACAGUCAAAGACCACUGGUGAGCCCAAGAAGGAGAACCCGGCAUGCAUUACCCAGCUGGUGGCUGACAUUGCCCGUGGUCUGUAUGCUAAGCACCUUAUCAACGUCACCGCCUACCAGACGGCUAGCCCCAAACAGCAGCAGACGGGUACUGAUAUGGAUGGUGGCCUCGGUUCUGAUGUGAAGAAGUGGGAGAAGAAAUACUCGAGCCCCUGCCAUGACCAGAACAACUGAGCUCAAGCGAUCUCUGGACGACAAGGGGAAGCUGCUUGUGGAGGAGCUGAAGGCGCACAAUGUGCCAAUGAAGCUGUUCCGGGCAAACACUGUGCAUUGGCCGCGGGAGUCUAUCUUGCCAGCACCAGUGCCUGGCCGGCGCUACGCCAGUGAGGUACACAUUGAUGCAACAGUCCACAGUGACGACGGAUCACGUACUAGCGGUGUGGUUCCGAUCAAAAUCGGCGAUGUAGUCCUGGUCAAGGCCAGCGGACCCAAAAAUGGCUUCACUAUCGACUCAAUCUGGGAAGAUUUCCAGGCAAGCAACAGCCAUGGCGCGGGCCUGUAUGUCAGGGCGGUGGUGGUCGAGAGCAUAUACUCGAAGCGUGCUGGCAAUGUGCAGAUGAUCCAUGGACGCACGCUACUGCCUGGUCGCGACACAAUCCUGGGUGAGGUGGCAGCUCCGCAUGAGUGGUUCUUGGCGGAUCGUUGUGG